Molecule: messenger RNA, 1107 nt
Organism: Alosa sapidissima (American shad)
Lineage: Eukaryota; Metazoa; Chordata; Actinopteri; Clupeiformes; Clupeidae
Product: hydroxycarboxylic acid receptor 2-like
Biological process (GO): G protein-coupled receptor signaling pathway
Cellular component (GO): membrane
Molecular function (GO): G protein-coupled receptor activity
Source: RefSeq, a predicted model, not a curated record
AUGUCCACCCUACCCUACUUUCUGGGGGUCCAGUCCGGCAGUCAAGCUAGCGGGUGUGUCAACGACAACGAGCCAAACCUCACAACUCCAAUUCCUGAUGGUGAUGGUGGUGGCUGUCCACCAGUCGGUGUUCAACUGAAAGGCGUGAUCUUAACAUUCUUCACCAUUGAUGUCAUACUGGGGUUGUUUGGAAACACACUCGCCCUGUGGAUCUUCUGCUUUAAACUGAAGGCUUGGAACCCCAACAACUUGUUCCUCUUCAACCUGGUCAUUGCAGACUUCCUGGUUCUAGUGAGUCUGCCAUUGAGUAUCGACACCUUUCUUAGGGGCUAUUGGAUAUUUGGAGAUGGCUUGUGCCGGAUCCAUUUCUUCCUGAUGUUUUCCAGUCGUUCGGCCAGCAUUGCAUUGAUGACUCUGGUGGCCAUUAACCGGUACUUUAAGGUGGUCCAUCCUCACCACUACUUUAACCGCAUUACCAAGCAGCAGGCUGCAUUUGUUUUGCUGUUUGUCUGGCUCCUGGUGAUCAGCACUUGGGUUCCCAUGCUGGCAUUCAACCAUAUCAAGAACAUCCACAACAACACUCAGUGCUUAUUCUUCGUUUCAUACAAGGAGGACGGUUCCACCAUCCUGGUGGGUACGUACCGUAUCCUGGCAGUCCUGGAGUUCAUCCUUCCACUGGCCAUGCUGCUCUUCUGUUCCAUCCAGAUCUCCAGCUCCUUGAAGAAGCGACAGAUGGGAAAACUGGCCAAGGUGCGCAAGGCGAUGAGAGUGUGUGUCGUUAUUGUCACAGUGUUCAUGGUUUGUUUCCUGCCCACCACAGUGACGACCAUCGGGGUGUUGGUCAUCCGCUCGUAUCGCCCAUGGGACUGUAACGCCUUCUAUACCUUCACCCAGAUCACCAUUGUGUCCUUUGGGUUGAACUUCCUGAACUCUGCCCUGGACCCCAUCAUCUACGUCUUCUCCAGCACCAUGUUUAGGAGGGCGCUGUUGGGUGCUCUGCCACGUGCCCUGCGCUGCGGACAGGACACAGAGGAGAGAACUCAGUCCACCAUCCAGCAAGAGCUGAAGUCCAUGAGAGCUGACAGCUGGAGUGAGGCCAUAUCAUAA